CAUUUGACCACUGCUACUACUGUUUAAAAACGCGAGGAAGAAAAAGGAAAAAGCUGUGAAACGGUGCGUUGGGAGGAUUUUGAGUGCAAGGGCAAGUAACAAGGAUGAACAAGAGCAGUAGCGUUCUUAAAGCCCAAGAGAAGAGUGGGGGAGGAUCGUAUUCGUAAUGAUGAUAGGAGGAGGAAGAUCUUCGUCGUCUUCAACAACAGCAACAGCGGCAGGUGGAACAUGGGUUUCAGCAGCUUCUGUGUCCACUUCAGGGAAGAGGAUACAAAGGGAGAUGUCUGAGCUCAACGCGGACCCUCCUCCCCAUUGCUCUGCCGGCCCCAAGGGUGACAACCUCUACCACUGGGUCGCCACCAUCAUUGGCCCUCCAGGAACACCAUACCAAGGUGGCAUAUUUUUCCUUGACAUAACAUUUCCGAGUGAUUAUCCCUUUAAACCUCCGAAGGUAGUAUUCAAAACUCGAAUAUAUCACUGCAAUGUUGAUGCGGCUGGCAAUCUUAGUUUGGACAUCUUAAAGGAUAGUUGGAGCCCAGCCCUAACAGUUACGAAGGUGCUAUCUGCAAUCAAAUCAAUUUUCACAAAUCCCGACCCUUAUAAUCCUCACAUCUCUGGCAUUGCUCGAUUGUACUUAACCGAUAAAGCUAAACAUGAUGAAAUAGCUGCAGAGUGGACGCUGCGUUUUGCCAAAUAAUCCCCGAUUAGUCCUUUAGGGCAGCCCUACAAGCAGCACCCGAAGUUUCAACUGACUAGAUGCAGAUUGCAUCGUAAAUUUAAUGGUGGUGAAUUAGACUUGUGUCUGUGCUCUUUGGCAUCCAGGUUGUUUGAUAUUGGUAGAAGAACCUGUCUGGUGCUUUGCCAAUGAGAUGCAAAAAUGAAUUGUUUAAAUUUAGACCUCAUUUUGGCAGCAGAAAUGAAGCAAUGCUGGAUCAAUGAGGGAAACGCAGCACAAUGAGACUGUAUAUUGGGGUUACUUUGCUAUAUAUAUUUGAGGGUUUCUCCCA
Theobroma umbraticum is the source of this 1007-nucleotide messenger RNA. RefSeq names its product Ubiquitin-conjugating enzyme family protein (gene FUS9). NCBI's taxonomy places the organism in Eukaryota, Viridiplantae, Streptophyta, Magnoliopsida, Malvales, Malvaceae. The record is from RefSeq and is a predicted model, not a curated record.